AUGGCCUCUCCAGCACCACAGCGUAGAUCCUUGAAAAAGAAGGCAGGACAACACCAACCUUCCGCAGGAACAUUUACCCCUUUCACCUCUCCGUCAACAGGUAGACGGCGAAAGGACGUAGGUGAUUACUGGCUGGGCCAUACGCUCGGAAAAGGAUCUUCGGGACGCGUCAAGCUUGGCAUCCAUAAGGAAACUGGUCAAAAAGUGGCAAUCAAAAUUAUAUCUAAGACUCAUUUGGCAUCCAAUGGUUCGAUAGAAAGAGCCGUCAAGAGGGAAAUAGCUGUGAUGAAGUUGAUUGAUCACCCAAAUAUCAUAUCACUUAUCGACGUUAUCGACCUGAGCGACUCGCCGAAUCUGUAUCUCGUUUUGGAAUACGUUGAGGGCGGAGAAUUGUUUGAGUACUUGGUAUCCCAAGGCAGACUCUGCGAAAGUGAAGCCAGACGAUAUUUUCAACAAAUUAUAUUUGGUCUUGAAUUCUGCCAUAGACAUCUCAUUUGUCACAGAGACUUGAAGCCAGAAAAUUUACUUUUAGACGAGAACAAAAAUAUUAAGAUUGCUGAUUUUGGUAUGGCAUCCUUGCAGCCCACAGGAAGGAUGUUGGAAACCAGUUGCGGAUCACCACAUUAUGCUAGUCCCGAGAUUGUUGCUGGAAUUCCCUAUAAUGGAUCUGCAUCUGAUAUUUGGUCUUGUGGGAUCAUCUUGUUUGCACUUCUUUGUGGACAUCUACCCUUCGAUGACGAAAAUAUUAGGCUAUUGCUUACCAAAGUCAAAAAUGGGAAAUACAAGAUUCCUGAUCAUGUCUCAAACCUUGCAAAAGAUCUCAUUGCCAAAAUAUUAGUGAUUGACCCGAAAGACAGAUAUAAGAUGGAAGACAUACAGUCUCAUUCUUGGUUUACAGUCGAGAAGCAUUACGACUUGACUCUUCUUCCUCAGCCACCAGCACCAGAGGAGAUCGGUAUGCCGCUCAAAGCCUCUGCGCAGAUGGACGAAAGGAUACUGGAGACACUAAAAGUGCUAUGGAGUGAUCUAUCGAAGCAGGAUAUUCUCAACGCUCUUCUUAGUAAUGAGUAA
Umbelopsis ramanniana AG is the source of this 1071-nucleotide messenger RNA. RefSeq lists its product as uncharacterized. Gene Ontology annotation, cellular component: cytoplasm. Lineage: Eukaryota; Fungi; Mucoromycota; Umbelopsidomycetes; Umbelopsidales; Umbelopsidaceae. Gene Ontology annotation, biological process: microtubule cytoskeleton organization; intracellular signal transduction; protein phosphorylation. The transcript has 8 exons. The coding region runs from base 1 to 1071 and encodes 356 amino acids. The record is from RefSeq and is a predicted model, not a curated record. Gene Ontology annotation, molecular function: tau-protein kinase activity; ATP binding; protein serine/threonine kinase activity.